Candidozyma duobushaemuli is the source of this 1137-nucleotide messenger RNA. RefSeq lists its product as uncharacterized. The record is from RefSeq and is a predicted model, not a curated record. Bases 1 to 1137 code for a protein of 378 amino acids. NCBI's taxonomy places the organism in Eukaryota, Fungi, Ascomycota, Pichiomycetes, Serinales, Metschnikowiaceae. The transcript has a single exon.
AUGUCUGCUCUCGUUGACGAGGCCUUAUUUAUAAAAAGGCCUGAUAGUACUCCAAAUGCUGAAACCCCUAGUCUAGAUUCGGAAUCACUUAAAGAUUUGACAAAUGGAAAGCUUCUCGAUUUGACAUACCACCUCCUAAGGUCCACCAACCCAAGCAGGGACGAGGCAUUGACCCUUUGGGAGCUUCGUCUAGUUCUCCUUAUGUUUGAAAACCAGUUGGGUGUUGCAAAGAAAGAAGCGCUUAAUUUGAAUAAUGCAUUGUACUUGCUAGAAAAUCCAAACGCUCCUCCUCCACAGACCCCACCUAAACCACCUUUAGGACGUGCUGAUUCUACGGCAAGCCGGCGGUCUGGAUCUCCUGCAGUGCAGGCAGCUCCAGGUAUAAUAUACCCGCUUCCGAAGAAUAACGAUGGAGCCAUUGGCUUUCCGCUACUUCUGCUUAUUCUCAGACUAAAGCUGGCUCCCAAUUUAUCAUUGGUAAAUGAGUUGUACAAGUUGUGUUACCAGCUUCGGCUCAAGGGGAACCCUGGCGAAGAGGCCGAGAUUCAACGUAAUUUGGUGAGUCUCAGUUACGAGAUAAUCAUGGUGCUGACCAUCACAAGAAACUUCUACACGCUACUUUCGUUUCUCAAGUCUUUAGAAACAGAUCUUGCAGCUAGACAGGACAAGAUCUCAAAGGAAUAUAGACACUAUGCUUCCAACGUCUCGUUGAUGAUAGUGUUGGCGCAUAUGUUAGUUCUCCAAUCAGAAGAUGCAUCCUGGCUUGAUCGAGACGAUUUGCGCCAGAGGUACACCAAUCUUGAUGAGUUCACUGUCGAAUGCUUUGUUAAUGUUCUCAAGACGUAUUCACCUAUGGUGAGCGAUGGUUUGGCUCCCUCAAUUGGUCCUGACGAGGAAGUCACGUUUGAAAGAAUUAUAGAGCUUGUGAAGGAUGGCAAGCUCACAGGAAGAAUUACUUGCUGUACAUUAGCGUCGUUUCAACUCGGAAAUCUGCUUGAAGCUGAAUUCGAGGCUGUCGAUGGGUCCAAAAGAUUGGUUGCAAAAGCAGAGCCUAACGACUCUCGUUUGGGCGAUUUCCACAGCAAGGUGAUGUCGCAAUGGGGCAACUACAUUCAUAAAGUUUACGGCAUUGAGUAA